This is a messenger RNA of Panicum hallii, 2680 nucleotides long. RefSeq names its product G-type lectin S-receptor-like serine/threonine-protein kinase At2g19130. Gene Ontology annotation, biological process: recognition of pollen; protein phosphorylation. Gene Ontology annotation, molecular function: ATP binding; protein serine/threonine kinase activity. Lineage: Eukaryota; Viridiplantae; Streptophyta; Magnoliopsida; Poales; Poaceae. The transcript has a single exon. The coding region runs from base 56 to 2548 and encodes 830 amino acids. The record is from RefSeq and is a predicted model, not a curated record.
UCCAUCCAUCGUCAGUCAGCCAUAGUUCCUCUUUCUUGUCCAAUUCAGCUUCAUCAUGGCUACCCUGAACAUAUUGCUGUUUUGCCUUCUUGCAAUCUUCUCUUCCUUGCACACUCCCGCUCCAUGCUCCGCUGCAAGUGGGAAUAAUGAUACUCUCACUGCAGGCCAAGCGCUCGCUGUCGGUGACAAGCUCGUCUCGAGAAACGGCAAGUUCGCGCUCGGUUUCUUCCAGCCAGGCUCAGGCAUCACCAGUAAGUACACAGACAUUAACACCACCAACUCCCCUGGCUGGUACCUCGGCAUAUGGUUUAAUAGGAUCCCUGUUUUUACCGUUGUAUGGGUUGCUAAUAGGGACAAGCCAAUCAGCAAUCCCAAGCUCAACCAAACACAGCUGAAAAUCUCAGGAGAUGGCAAUCUUGUCAUCUUAAACCAUGCCACUGAAUCCAUAAUCUGGUCCACUAACAUUGUCAAUAGGACACAAACCAGCAUCAUAAACACCACCGCCAUUCUCUUCAACAAUGGAAACUUUGCCCUCAUGGGAAGCCCAUCUAGUGCGGUACCACCGUUGUGGCAGAGCUUUGACUACCCAACAGAUGUUUUUCUUCCUGGCGCCAAGUUUGGCCGGAAUAAGGUCACCGGUUUGAAUCGCCAAUACAUCUCGAGCAAGAACCUGAUUGAUCCUGGUCUUGGCUCAUACUGCAUUGAACUUGACACUAAUGGGGCAAUGCUCCUAAGGAGCCGUAACCCCUCUGUAGUGUAUUGGUCUUGGUCAUCAGGAAGUUCAUUACUUGUACCACUAUUCAAGACGAUGCUAAACAUGAAUCCACAAACCAAAGGGUUGAUUAGCCCCGCAUAUAUUGAUAACAAUGAAGAGGAGUACUACACAUACACCUUAGUGGAUGAAUCAUCUUUGAUAUUCGCCUUACUAGACAUGUCUGGUCAGAUCAAGAUGAAUGUUUGGUCACAAGCCAGACAGUCUUGGCAAACAUUAUAUGCCCAACCUGCUGUUCCCUGCACUGCGUAUGCUACCUGUGGACCUUUCACAGUCUGUAACAGCAAUUCAGACCCAUUCUGUGACUGUAUGAAAAGCUUCUCUCUGAAAUCGCCUCUGGAUUGGGAGCUUGAUGACCACACAGGCGGGUGUGUCAGAAAUACUCCCUUAGAUUGCAGUGUUAAGGAAAACACAACAAGUUCAACAGAUAUGUUCCAGCCCAUAACUCGUGUUACAGUGCCCUAUGACCCCCAAAGCAUAGAAGAUGCUACCACCGAAAGCAAAUGUGCAGAAGCUUGUCUCGGUGACUGCUCCUGCACUGCUUAUUCCUAUAACAGCAGCAGAUGUUAUACCUGGCAUGGGGAAUUGCUUAAUGUAAAACAGAAUGAUAACAUUGACAACACCUCAGAAGAUGUUCUUUACCUUCGCCUUGCCGCCAAAGAUGUGCAAAGUGUGAGAAAAAACAAAAGGAAACCAAUUGUUGGAGUUGUUAGUGCUGCAAGCAUUAUUAGUUUUGGGUUACUAAUGCUCAUUCUGCUGUCAAUGAUUUGGAGGAAGAAAUUCAAAUGUUGCGGUGCACAAUUAGACAGCAGUCAAGGUACUGGUGGCGGAAUUAUAGCCUUUAGAUACACCGACUUAGGCCAUGCUACUAAAAUUUUUUCAGAAAUACUGGGAGGAGGUGGUUUUGGUUCUGUGUUCAAGGGGGUGUUAAGUGAUUCGACUGCUGUAGCAGUGAAAAGGCUUGAUGGUGCCCGUCAAGGAGAGAAACAAUUCAGGGCUGAGGUGAGCUCAAUUGGAUUGAUCCAACAUAUUAACCUUGUCAAAUUGAUUGGUUUCUGCAGCGAAGGUGAUAAGAGGCUACUUGUGUAUGAACACAUGGUAAAUGGGUCUCUUGAUGCACGUCUAUUUCAGAGCAAUGCUACCAUCCUAAAUUGGAGCACUAGGUAUCAGAUAGCAAUAGGAGUUGCUAGAGGAUUGUCCUACUUGCAUCAGAGUUGCUGUGAGUGCAUCAUACAUUGUGAUGUUAAGCCAGAAAACAUACUUCUCAGUGCAUCGUUUGUUCCAAAGAUUGCGGACUUUGGGAUGGCAGCAAUUGUAGGAAGGGAUUUUAGCAAGGUUCUGACUACAUCAAGAGGAACUAUAGGGUAUCUUGCUCCAGAGUGGCUUAGUGGAGUUGCUGUUACACCGAAAGUUGAUGUCUACAGCUUUGGUAUGGUAUUGUUGGAAAUCAUUUCAGGAAGGAGGAACUCACCUAACCAAGUAUACACUAGCAGCAGCUACCAUGUUGCUUUUUUCCCUGUACGAGCUGUCAGCAAGCUUCAUGAGGGAGAUGUGCAGAGUUUAGUGGAUCCACAAUUACAUGGCGACUUUAAUUUGGAAGAGGCUGAAAGGUUUUGCAAAGUUGCAUGUUGGUGCAUCCAAGAUAAUGAGUGUGAUCGGCCGACAAUGAUUGAAGUGGUCCGGGCUCUUGAGGGCCUACAUGGGCUUGAUAUGCCCCCGAUGCCAAGACUACUUGCAGCUAUAACAGAAUGCUCUGAUGGAGCUUCAAUGUUGUAAUUUGCAAAUACUUCGUAGUUAGCAGCAAUGUUCAAAUUUCUAAUGUGGAUUGGAAGGAAUAAAGCAAGGUAGACUUUCACUUGUUAAAUUGUGCAUAUGAUGGGUCUCUUUUUUUUUAUUUUUGAAUGACCC